AUGUGUCGUAGCGUCCCUUGCCUACUUCACUUCUGCUGUUUGCGAUGUAUGAUGCGCCCGGAUGGAUUUCAUUUCAUUCAUUUUGAUGGGAAUUUUUUUUUUUCGCAGCUACAAGCUCAUCUUCACCCCUCCGAUCUUGCAUGCAUGCCCAGGCCCAAGAGUCACGGUCAAGCCAUCUCAGAGUCCCAUCCAGGUGGAAUGCUCUCGAGGUGUUUGUUUUCACAUAAUGCACAGCAGUCGCCUCCAUACGGUCUCCCCCGGACAACCGCAUUACAAGAACUCACUAACACUGACCGGACCAGUAUAGCCUCUCCAUUUGUGGAAGACCCCUCUACCUCGAAGUUCUCCCUGACAAUGGAGCCCCUACUGUUUGAACAAGAACAGGAAAAGACGCAGCUCCGCGGAAUUCUCCGUGUCCUAUUUAUUAGACGAAGACCAUUCCAUACCCUCUUCCGACCCACAAUUGACAAACCUCCCAAAUUUGAAUGA
Messenger RNA from Periconia digitata, 489 nucleotides. Lineage: Eukaryota; Fungi; Ascomycota; Dothideomycetes; Pleosporales; Periconiaceae. The record is from the annotation of a GenBank genome assembly.